This is a messenger RNA of Trematosphaeria pertusa, 1830 nucleotides long. RefSeq lists its product as uncharacterized. Bases 140 to 1627 code for a protein of 495 amino acids. The transcript has 5 exons. Lineage: Eukaryota; Fungi; Ascomycota; Dothideomycetes; Pleosporales; Trematosphaeriaceae. The record is from RefSeq and is a predicted model, not a curated record. Gene Ontology annotation, cellular component: proteasome regulatory particle, lid subcomplex; cytoplasm; nuclear proteasome complex.
CUCAUAGCUACGUCCACACAACCAACCCGUCUGCCCGCUUACCACGACUCGUAGUCUCCCUCCACCCUUUUUCUCUACCCUUGCCCAGCAUUUACGAUUACCCUCUCAAUCUCCGCCAGCUCAACAACCCUGCGCCACAAUGUCGAGCGCGCAUGUGCUGAAGGCCGACAAGGACUUCACGAAAGAGGUCGAUAAGGUUCUUCCGGAGGCGGAGAAGCUUGGAGCCAGCAAUCCCCAAGCGGCGAUCGAGAAACUGCUUGUGCUCGAGAAGCAAACCCGCCAGGCUUCCGAUCUCGCAUCUACCUCCCGAAUCCUCGUCGCGAUAUGCACAAUAGCUAAGAAUGCCGGAGACUGGAGUCUGCUGAACGAGCAGGUCCUGCUGCUCUCAAAGAAGCAUGGACAGCUCAAGCAGGCCGUCACCAAGAUGGUGCAGACAGUCAUGGGGUUUUUGGAUGAUACGCCGAUCCUAGAGACGAAGCUCUCGGUCAUCGAGGCCCUGCGAACCGUCACCGAGGGCAAGAUCUUCGUCGAAGUCGAGCGAGCGCGAAUCACACGGAUAUUGUCUAAUAUCAAGAAGGAGCAGGGUGACAUCAACGCCGCGGCCAACAUCCUAUGCGAGCUGCAGGUGGAGACAUUCGGCUCCAUGACCCGCCGGGAAAAGACAGAGUUCAUCCUACAACAAGUGGCGCUGUGCAUACAGAAGGGCGACUGGACACAAGCUGGUAUCCUCAGCAGGAAGAUUAGCAAGCGCUAUUUCACACGGAAGCCGAAGAAGACACCCGAGCAGUUGGAGAAGGAGAAGAAGGAGCGGGAAGAGAAGGAAAAGACGCGGAGUGCCGACGAGCCGCCACCGGAGCCGGAAGACGAUGUCACUGAUCUAAAGCUCCGGUAUUACGAGCAACAGAUUACGCUAGCCAAGCACGAUGACAAGUAUCUCGAUGCCUGCAAGCACUACCGGCAGGUGCUAGACACGGAGGCAGUCGAGGAGGAUCCGAGGAAACUGAAAGCGGUGCUGCAGCGCGUCAUCUACUUCAUUAUCCUUGCGCCGUACGACAACGAACAAUCCGACCUCAUCCACCGCAUCCAGCGCGACUCCCGAAACUCGAUGAUUUCACAAGAUGCGCAGUUGCUCAAGCUAUUCACCGUGCCGGAGCUCAUGAGGUGGCCUAUGGUAGCCAGGCAGUUCGGCCCUCACUUGGCGGGGACGGGCGUGUUCGACGCGGAGCCGGACGAUUCAGACGACCCGAAGGCACACAAGAGGUGGCAGGACUUGCGCAAGCGAGUUAUCGAGCACAAUGUCCGUGUGGUUGCGAAGUACUACACGCGCAUCCAGAUCCCGCGGUUGACGGAGCUAUUGGAUCUGACGGAGGACGAGACUGAGAAGUACAUCAGCGAGCUCGUCACGGCGAAGACGAUCUACGCCAAAAUCGACAGGCCCGCUCGCAUUGUCAGCUUCGCGAAGCCUAGAGAUGCUGACGACGCACUGAACGAGUGGAGCGGAAACAUGAAGAGCUUGCUCGGGCUUCUGGAGCGCAUCGAUCACCUCAUCACCAAGGAAGAGAUGAUGGCGCGCAUUCAGCCUAGGAAGGUUGGGAAAGGCAAGGGAGGGAAAGCUAAAGCGAAGUGAGGGAGGAAAAUAGCUGGCUGGGACGUCGGAGUAUUCAUGAUUGGUCUAGACAUGGUUGAGCCUCUAUAAUGCUGGCUCCGCGCAUACCGAGCGCAUGUAAUAUAGACGUCCGAAUAUGCCUGCCUGCGCCGUGUGGUCUAUCCUCUAUGUCCAACGCCACGCUGCCCGAAAUGCAUACAAUAUGAUAAUUCAAAAUGGAACGU